Messenger RNA from Catharus ustulatus (Swainson's thrush), 9311 nucleotides. RefSeq names its product dynein axonemal assembly factor 9 (gene DNAAF9). The transcript has 37 exons. The record is from RefSeq and is a predicted model, not a curated record. Lineage: Eukaryota; Metazoa; Chordata; Aves; Passeriformes; Turdidae. The coding region runs from base 3 to 3530 and encodes 1175 amino acids.
CCAUGGCGCUGUGCGGCCGCUCCGCGCUCCUCCCGCCGCCCCCGCGGCACCGGCCCCGGCCCCGAGCCCCGGGACCCUUCGUCAGCUGCAGUCGCCUCCGAAACAUUCAGAGCAUCCUGACACAGAGCAGCAAAUCUCAGCCUGAUGGAAUCCUCUGCAUUUUGGGGAUAGACAGUCGAUACAAUGAAGGGUGCAGGGAGCUGGCAAAUUAUCUCCUCUUUGGUUUGUACAACCAGAACAACAACGACUUUGAAAGGACAGGCUUUCCUGAGGAAGUUCUGGAUGAUAUAAUCAUAUUAAUAAAACCUGACAGUGUUCAUCUGUACUGCAACCCUGUGAAUUACAAUCAUCUUCUGCCCUAUGUGGCACACUGGAGGAACUUGCAUUUCCACUGUCUGACUGAAAAUGAGUAUGAAGAUGAAGAAGCUGCAGAGGAAUUUAAGAUUUCCAGCUUUGUGGACAUGGUCCGGGACUGCAGCCGCAUCGGGAUCCCCUACAGCUGCCAAGGCCACCUGCAGAUCUUUGACAUGUUCAUCGUGGAGAAGUGGCCGAUCGUCCAGGCCUUCGCGCUCGAGGGCAUCGGCGGCGACGGCUUCUUCACCAUGAAAUACGAAUUAAUGGAUGUCAGUGCUGACUUGUGGAAGACCUACAGCAAAAUGGAUCCUGUGUCCUUGGAGGAUUUGCUUUUUGAGGAUUUAAUGAUUUUUGAGCACCAGUGGACCAACUUUUUUGCUAAUUUUGACACUGAAAUUCCCUUCAUUCUGGAACUCUCAGAAUCUCAGGCUGGGGAGCCCUUCAGAAGUUAUUUCAGCCAUGGCAUGAUCUCAAGCCAUAUAACAGAUAACAGCCCCAGCCGCCAGCCCUUUGUCCUGUUUGGCAGCCACUCCACAAAGGACAACCUGAACUCUGGCAACUUUAAUUUUCCAUCUGAAGGACAUCUGGUCCGAAACACUGGCCCUGGUGGAAGCACUGCCAAGCAUAUGGUAGUGCAGUGUGUGUCUCCAAAGGGACCUCUGGCUUGUUCAAGGACCUAUUUUUUUGGAGCAACUCACAUUCCUUUCCUGGGAAAUGACAAUGAGCUGCACAAACCAGCUGAGCAAGUUACGCUGUUGUCCCAAAUAUAUUCUGCUGUUGUAGAGGCUGUGCUUGCUGGCAUUGAGUGCUAUGCUAAAACUUCCACUGAAUCCAAGGCAAAGGAGGUGGCAGAGCAGGUGCUGCUGUCUGUGUUGGACAGCCUUGGCUUGGCACAGCUGAAAUCUGCUUUACGCUCCAAAAUUGCUUUUCACAUUCAGGCUGUGAACAACCAUGGCAGAAUUACUCCGUUAGAUAACGAGGACAGCCUGAGUUUGAUCAAAACGGCAUCCAUGAUGGUGUUUGACAUUCCAGACCUGCUCACAGGAAGGGGAUGCUUGGGGUCUGUUGUGUUUUCAGAGUCCUUCCUGACAUCACACAUACAGGUCAAAGAAAAAGAUGGCAGCAUCCACCCAGACUCCAGGCACAUCAUCCUGACCGCAGCCAUCCCCAGAUUCGCCUCCUGGCUGGUUGAAGACAGUGAUGUGAAACUGUCUGAAAAGGCACAGCAAGUAUUGAAGGAGGACAAAUCUUUCCUGGGCACUUUACUCACUGGGGGUGAUGGAGUUUAUAUCUGCUCCAGCAAUCCACAGGCCAUGCCUAAAGAAGGCAAAUUGUAUUUCUUUUCUGAUGGAAUUCUGUUCUGUGACCCCCACCACGGCAGCAUUUCCAUUUCCAAGAGCCACAUGAGUUCCAUUUCUCUCUAUGAUGGGGAUUCCAACAGCAUUGUUGCUGCUCUCUUUAUUGACUUCAAAAGUUCCCUGCUUCCUCAUCUCCCCAUUGAAUUCCACACCCAGAACAACUUCCUGAUGAUUGCACUUUUCCCCAAAAGAAAGAUUUAUAAAGCUUUUUAUUCACAGGUUUUCUCUUCAUGGCAAAGCCAGACAAACUCAGGAUUAUCUUUAAGGGUUGUCCAGGAGGAAUUCCUGUCUGAGGAACAAAAGAAGAUGCAUUGCAGUGUUCAGAAGCUCUUCAAUGCCUUGUCUUUUCCUUCUGGGGAAAGGUGCAGGGAGCUGAAACUGUCUGCUGCCAUUCCAGAAAUGGAGAGGUUUAUGCAGCACUUCACAGUCAGCAGUGUCAGCACCAAACCAGUGAUGAGAGCACAUCUUCCUGUCCUUCUCAAAGAGUCAGAAACCAUUUCUGACAGCAAAGCAGAAGGUGAUAAGGUGAUCAUCACCAUCAUCACUGGGCUGCCAGGAUGCCGUUCCAGCGACCUCUGCUCUUUCCUUGUCACUUUUACCAAGGAGCACGGGAGGUGGGCUGUUUACAGGCAGACCAUGGAUAGCCCUGAGUGUUUCAGUGCCUCCCACUUCCAGCGUUUCCUGGCUGGGCUCCUGGAGGCUCAGCAGAACCUUGGGCUCCGUCAGGGCCCCCAAAAUGGGAAGAGCAGGAGGCUCCUGGUGGUGCUGCAAGGCUACACUGAUGUCAUUGAUGUUGUGCAAGCUCUGCAGACUCACCCUGACCCAGAUGUGAAAUCUUCUUUCAUCAUUGGAGCAGUCAACACCUGUGUGGAGCCUCUGAGCUGCUACAUGGAGCACAGGCUUCUUUUUCCCAAGUUCUUGGACCAGUGUUCACAAGGACUGGUGAGCAAUGUGGUUUUCACAAGCCAUGCCACAGAGCAGAGGCACCCACUCCUCGUGCAGCUGCAGAGCCUGAUCAGAGCUGCAAACCCUGGAGUCUCCUUUGUGCUGGCAGAAAAUGGAAUUGUAACGAGGAACGAGGAUAUUGAAUUAAUUCUCUCAGAAAGCAGUUUUUCAAAUCCUCAGAUGAUGAGAGCUCGAUAUUUAAUGUACCCUGGCUGGUAUGAGGGUCAGUAUGGGGCUGGGCCUGUGUUCCCUCCCAUGGUUCAGAUCUGUGUGUGGUUCAGUCGCCCUCUGGAGAAAACAAGAUUUGUCACCAAGUGCAAAGCAAUUAAGUCGUUGCUCAAGCCCAGUCCAUUUUCUGGAAACAUUUAUCACAUCAUGGGCAAAGUGAAGUUUUCAGAUGCUGAUAAAGUCAUUGAAGUCUGUCACAACACAGCAGCAAAUUCCCUGAGCCUGGUGCCUGUCCCAGAGGGGCCAGCUCCUCCUGAGUGCAGAAAUGAUCCCAGAGACUGCAGCAGUCAGCAGGAAUAUUUCCUUGUGUUCAUUGGCUGCUCCCUGAAGGAAGAGGAUAUCAAAGAUUGGCUCAGAGAAACUGCAAAGCAGAAACCUCAGAGGAAAGCCCUGAAAACCAGAGGGAUGUUAACCCUUCAGGAAAUCAAAAACAUCCAUGUGAAACGCCACUUGGAUCCACUCCCAGCUGGUUAUUUUUACAAUGGGACUCAAUUUGUGAAUUUUUUUGGUGACAAAAUGGAUUAUCACCCAUUAAUGGACCAGUUCAUGAAUGAUUACCUGGAAGAAGCCAACAGGGAAAUUGAGAAGUACAACAGGGAGCUGGAGGAGCAGGAGUACCACGACCUCUUUGAGCAGAAGACUUAAGCACAUGGGUCCUGGGUGUUUCUGACCUUGUGUCAGGAACCAAAAAUGAUUUUUUUUUCCUUCUGGCUCAUGAGAAAUUGAGUGAAACGUCUGUUUUCAGCACUCCUUCCCAAACUAAGGGGUUGUUCCCCUAAGGUUGGCAUUUAACACAGUAACUGCUUAGCUGUUUGUACUGUCAGGUUUGCUUCCACUUCACCUUAAUUCCAGACUGUACAAAGCAUCACCUGGAAUCUCUGGCUUGUGGUGGAAACGUGGGAAAAAAGAAGAAGGAGGAGCAAAAGAAGCAAAACUGGAUUUAUUUUAAAGGUUAGAAUGUAAUUGUGGAAUUGGGCCGUGGUGCAGAUGUCAAACAAUCCUUGGGUGUCCCUUGGAAGUCACAAGAGCUUUGAUGAGCAGUGGGGGAAUUCAGGAUGUGGGAUUGAGUGUUCCCAAAGGGAGAAAUGGGGGAACACACUCUGAAGAGUCCCCAGUCCCAGAACUUUGGGUGUUCCUGAAGCAAAAAAUGGGGGAAUAAUUAAAAAAAAAAAGAAGAAUCCCUAAUCCUACAACUGCUGGGAUGUUCCCAAAGCGAGAAAUGGGGGAACAAUGGGAAAAAUCAGAACUGGGUCCUUAAUCAACAGCUGUUGGGAUGUUCCCAAAAUGAGAAAUGGGGGAACAGAGGGGAAAACUCAGAAUUGGGUCCCUGAUCCCACAGCUCUUGGUGUGUUCCCAGAGUGAGAAAUGAGGGAACACUUACUGAGAGUCCCUGAUCCCACAGCUGCUGGGCUGUUCCCAAAGCGAGAAAUGGGGGAACAGUGGGGAAAACUCAGAGCUGAGUCCCUAAUCCCACACUUGCUGGGGCAUUCCCAAAGUGAAAAAUGUGAAAUCAGUGGGAAGAACUCAGAAGAAUCCCUAAUCCCAGAGCUGUCAGGAUGUUCCCAAAGCGAGAAAUGGGGGAACAGAGGGAAGAAAUCAGAGCUGAGUCCCUGAUCCCACAGCUGUUCCCAAAGUGAGAAAUGGGGAACAGUGGGGAAAACUCAGAAUUGGGUCCCUGAUCCCAGAGCUGUUGGUGUAUUCCCAAAGCAAGAAAUGGGAGAAUGAUUGAAAAACUUGGAAUUGCUGAAUCUGCAGCUGUUGGGAUGUUCCCAAAGCGAGAAAUGAGGGAACAGAGGGAAAAACUCUAAAGAGUCCCUAAUCCCAAAGCUGUCAGGAUGUUCCCAAAGCAAGAAAUGGGGGAACAGUGGGAAAAACUCAGAGUUGAGUCCCUAAUCCCAGAGUUUUCAGGAUGUUCCCAAAACAAGAAAUGGGGGAAUGGGAAAAGCUUGGAAGAGCACCUCAUCCCACAGUUCUUAAGAUGUUCCCAAAGCGAGAAAUGGGGGAACAGUGGGAAUAAUUCAGAACUGAAUCCCUAAUUCCAGAGCUGUUGGUGUAUCCCCAAAGCAAGAAAUGGGAGAAUGAUUGAAAAACUUAGAAUUGCUGACUCUGCAGCUGUCAGGAUGUUCCCAAAGCGAGAAAUGGGGGAACAAUGGGAAUAAUUCAGAGUUGAGUCCCUGAUCCCAGAGCUGCCAGAGCAUUCCCAAAGCAAGAAAUGGGGGAAUGGGAAAAUCUUGGAUGAGCACCUAAAUCCCACAGUUGUUAGGAUGUUCCCAAAGUGACAGAUGGGGGAACAGUGGGAAAAACUGAAGAGUCCCUAAUCCCAGAGCUGUUGGGAUGUUCCUAAAGCGAGAAAUGGGGGAACAGAGGGAAAAACUCAGAAUGGAAUCCCUGAUCCCACAGCUCUUGGUGUGUUCCCAAAGUGAGAAAUGGGGGAACAAUGGGAAGAAUUCAGUUGAGUCCCUAAUCCCAGAGUUUUCAGGAUGUUCCCAAAGUGAGAAAUGGGGGAACAGAGGGAAAAGCUCUAAAGAAUCCUUAAGCCCAGAGCUGUCAGGAUGUUCCCAAAGCGAGAAAUGGGGGAACAAUGGGAAGAAAUCAGAGCUGAGUCCCUAAUCCCAAAGCUGUCAGGAUGUUCCCAAAGUGAGAAAUGGGGGAACAAUGGGAAAAACUCAGAGUUGAGUCCCUAAUCCCAGAGUUUUCAGGAUGUUCCCAAAGAGAGAAAUGAGGGAACAGAGGGAAAAGCUCAGAGUGGAAUCUCUGAUCCCACAGCUCUUGGUGUUUUCCCAAAGUGAGAAAUGGGGGAACACUUUAUCAGAGUCCCUGAUCCCACAGCUGCUGGGGCAUUCCCAAAGUGAAAAUUGUGGAGAAAAGUGGGAAGAACUCAGAAAACUCAGAUUUGUCAGGAUAUUCCCAAAGGGAGGGAUGAGGGAACACUCCCAGCCCCAGCUUCUCCAGGGCACAGCCCUCAAAACCUCAGCACAGUUUGAGUCUGCACUCGAAAUUCUGACUUUAAAGAAAAGCUAUUUCUACAUUUCAGGGUGAAAUCAGUGGAGAAAUCUUAAUUUCUUCCCAGUGCUCUCAUUGGGAUUCUGGAAAAUAUUUCCUGGCUGGCUGCAAUGUGCACCUUGCUGUUGCUUAGAUUAUCCCUGGAGGAUUCUUAUUUCAGUUCUAAAAACUGAGCAAGGCAAGGGGGAGAUUCUUCAGCUGAAGAAUUCCUUUUCACAAAGAUGAAUGAUUUUCCAAAGGUAAAAAAUAGCAAAGGAUGUUACUUGAAAGAGGCAGCAACUUAUUUGUGGAGCUUCCAGAAGAGUUUGCACACUGCAACAUUUCACUGUGCUGCUGAGAAAUCAGCUUUUAAGUACUUGCAACAGAAUUUUUAUUGUUCCUAAAUGAUAGAACAGGAAUGCUGGCAGCCUGUCCUGAUUUAAUUCAGUAUCAUUUGAAAGGAGCUUUAUAAAACCCUGACUGAAGGAUUAUAAAGUACCUUAGCAGCUACUUACAGGUAAUUAUUGGAGUUUAUUUGAAUAAGCUGAUUAUUGUAGCAUGCAUGUGUUCAGAAUUUAGGUGAGAACAGCCCAGCAGGAUUUUUUUAUUUUCAUAUUCCUUUGCCUUAGGGACAGCUCAGUCUUUUACUGCAACUGCAGCUUUUCUUUAUGACCAGAUGUUUGUGAUACAGCAAGAAAUGGAAUGAAAAAUCUCUUGCAGGACACUUAAAAUACUUCAAAUAUAUCUGCACAGCCUCAUCCUGUGGCAGGAAAAUGAGAUUUAACCCCUGCCAUCAAACCAGAGGCUAACUUAGAAUUUAAGCUUUACUAAAGAGAUGUAUUUUUUACCUUUGGAAUAUGAAAUUUCAGUGACCUGAAGCACAUUUUAGGUGGCUUCAUUGCUGUCCUGUGCGUGUUCCACAGUGCAGAGGUGGAAUUCCAGGUGCUGCAGGCUGGGACAGAAAUACUGAUAAGGUUUCAUUCCUUGCUUUUCCUCCUAGAUUGAAAAAAAAAGCUGUCUGAAUUGAAGACUUUAUUAUUAUUAUUUUAUUUUUUAUUUGCACACCACGAGACUUUAUAUCCAAACUACUUGUAUCCUGUUAGAGGCCAGUAAAAGCCAGCAAUUAGUUUGUGUUUUUAGGCUUUCCUGGGGUAUUCCCUGGAUCACAAGUGUGGAGCAUCCUGAUAAAGCUCGUGAGUUUUAUCUAUGCAUGGCUAAAUUUUAGUCUUAAUAUCCUGUAGUGCCUGUAGAGCAAAGGUAGCUAGCAGUGGGUUUGGGUGGGGGCUGCUGCCAGGGGUUUACAACUAAAUCCAAUUUAUUUCCCAGCCCCAGAAUUGGUAGGAAUGCCAGAAUUGUGGCAUCAAAAGGGGCGUUAGGAAACGGAGCUCCAAUUGGAAUUGCUUUGCCAAUGAACUCGGUGUAAACCCAGCUGUUCCAGCCCCAGUUCUCUCAUCUGCAAAGCCAUAUUUUUUUUUAGAGUAGUGGGAUGUGAUGUGGGAAGAAAUUCCAGUGGUUGGGACGUGGUGGAGGCUCUGUCUCAACUCCUGAGUAGAUUUAAGUGCAAUUGAUUGAAAAUAGAUGAAGAUGCUGUAGCUGAUUUUUGCUCUGCUGAACUCUUUUUAAGAACUCCAAUUUGUGCAGCUCUCAAAUCAACCUGGAUGGGGCUGAUCCAGCUGGAAUCCCAAGCCCUGUGAACAACAACAACAAAAAAAAAAGGAAAUAAUUGAGGUGUGAGUGUGCAAAUUGAGCUGUUCCUUAAAAACUGGAGCAGGAGAGCUUGGAACAAAGGCCUAGAACCCUCCUGUGCUGUGCUGCAUGUGCUCUAUGGUCAUAGCUGUGUUUUACAAAGACCUUUCACCAGACUGCUACUGGCUCCAUUCAUGUAUUUUGGUAUUGAAAGAAAUGGAUUACCUCAAUUUUUAGCGUUUAUUUUUCAACUGUGACUUUCAACCAGAAUGAAAAAAAAAAAGAAAAAAAAUACUGAAAUAAUGAAACUGUGACAAUUAAAUGUAGUAGUGCCUUGCAGGUGACACCAUUUAUUCCCCAAAUAAAUGGAUGUCAGGGGGGGUUGCACCCCCCCCCCUUUUGUUUUUUAAAGGAACAGUUUUGGUGAAAGGACUUAAAAAUUUAACCUAGUGACAAAUAUUAGCACAAAUGGUUAAACUGUUUAAAAGAAAACUCUUUGAGGACUGAAAUGUGUAAAUGCCUGAUGCUGCUGCUGUUGAAGAGCACUUGCUGAUUUUUUGGGAGUCGAUUCUAACGAUCAGCAGCGCUUUUUGAAUUUUUAUUUUUUAUUUUAUUUUAUUUUUUUUUUAGAAGAUUCUAACUUUUGUACUCUGGUCAGAGCUGUUUUUGUACUGUGUGGAAUCCCCAGCCCUGGGGAUUUUGGUGUCCUCACUCCUUGGAAGUCGAGGUGAGGAUGGAGCCACUCCGAAGGAUCGAGGUUUGAACUUUUUUUUGCUACUGUAAAAUUAAAAAAAACAAAACCAACAACAACAAAAAAAGCACCAUUUCUAACCCACUGAUGUUUGGAUACAACAAAAGUGCCAUUACACUGUUCCUUUUCUCUUUUACUGUACUUGGAAAAAAUUUGUGUCCAGGCAUUCCUGAGCUUGGGAAGUGCUGAAGAGUCCUCAAGGGGUUUCCACGCUUUGCUGACCUUUGUUAGCAGCUUGUGGUGGUGUUUUUAUUUUUCUCCUCACCAAGAAUGAGUGUGAUCAGAAGUUACUGAAGUUAUAGGGAUUCAAAUGUGACAAACUUAGCAGGGGGAACCUUUGCAGCUGGAGCUGCUCUGCAAUCUGGGAUGAAUUCAAUUUUUCACUUUCCAGUUCACACACUGGAUUGCAGGGAGCAGUUCAGCUGCAUGGGAGCCUCCCCUAAUAAGUUGAGGUUUGUUUGUUUUAUUUUUUAAAUUAUUGUUAUUUUUAAAAUUGAAACUUGUCUGAAUUUGCACAGAUUUAAGCUCUGGAAUACUUUGGUAUUCUUGAAAAGGGAAAAAAAUAAAAUAAAUUGUGACUAGUAUAGUGAAUUGUGAACUGUGAGUUGGUAGAAUCACAAGGUUGGUCUAAUCUUAGGUUGUUAAAAAUGUACCUCAGAGAGCUCAUGAGAAAUUGCUUCAUUUUUACAACAGCCAGAUCCUGACAUAACACUUCUCACUUUACAAUGUGCCAAAAUUCACUUUUAUACUAGUUCUCAAUGCUUUAAUAUUUGCAAGUCUAAGUUAAAAAUGUGUUAUUUACACACUACUGUAACUUCAGUUCAGCUGAAUGGUGUGAUUGAAGCUUUUUGCCUCUCCUAUUUAUUACACAACUUGAGUCAGUAAAUAUAAAAUUACCUUUCCAUUUAUUUUUGUAUUGUUUUACAUGUUUAUACCUGCAGUUUGUGUGACUUUUACACCUGUAACUCAGAUGUGAUGGGAAGAACCAAUAAACAGUAUCCAUCCAC